This is a messenger RNA of Oreochromis aureus, 5612 nucleotides long. RefSeq names its product gamma-aminobutyric acid type A receptor subunit alpha3 (gene gabra3). Gene Ontology annotation, biological process: monoatomic ion transmembrane transport; synaptic transmission, GABAergic; nervous system process. NCBI's taxonomy places the organism in Eukaryota, Metazoa, Chordata, Actinopteri, Cichliformes, Cichlidae. The transcript has 9 exons. Gene Ontology annotation, cellular component: synapse; neuron projection; postsynapse. The record is from RefSeq and is a predicted model, not a curated record. Bases 1 to 1248 code for a protein of 415 amino acids. Gene Ontology annotation, molecular function: benzodiazepine receptor activity; inhibitory extracellular ligand-gated monoatomic ion channel activity; transmitter-gated monoatomic ion channel activity involved in regulation of postsynaptic membrane potential.
AUGCAUAAAGACAGUUUGAAUCCAGAGAGCGUAACAGAAGUGAGGACAAACAUCUAUGUAACGAGUUUUGGACCCGUUUCAGACACGGACAUGGAGUACACCAUCGAUGUCUUCUUUCGCCAGAGUUGGAGGGAUGAGAGGCUGAAGUUUGAUGGGCCCAUGCAGGUUUUACCCCUCAACAACCUCCUGGCCAGUAAGAUCUGGACUCCUGAUACUUUUUUCCACAACGGAAAGAAAUCUGUAGCCCACAACAUGACAACUCCUAACAAACUGCUACGACUAGUCGACAACGGCACGCUUCUGUACACAAUGAGGUUGACCAUUCAUGCCGAGUGCCCCAUGCACCUGGAGGAUUUCCCGAUGGAUGCACACGCCUGUCCUCUGAAGUUUGGAAGUUAUGCUUACACAAAUAAUGAGGUGAUCUACCUGUGGACCCAGGGCGACGAGAGGUCUGUCGCUGUGGCAGAGGACGGCUCCAGGCUGAACCAAUAUGACCUACUGGGACAUGUUAUUGGCAAAGAAACCAUCAGUUCCAGCACAGGCGAAUAUGUAGUGAUGACAACAUAUUUCCAUUUGAAAAGGAAAAUUGGCUAUUUUGUGAUUCAAACCUACCUUCCGUGCAUCAUGACUGUCAUACUGUCUCAGGUCUCCUUCUGGCUAAACAGAGAAUCGGUUCCGGCGCGCACAGUAUUCGGUGUCACCACUGUCCUAACCAUGACUACCUUGAGCAUCAGUGCUAGAAACUCCCUUCCUAAAGUGGCCUAUGCCACCGCCAUGGACUGGUUCAUGGCUGUGUGCUAUGCCUUUGUCUUCUCUGCCUUGAUUGAGUUUGCCACAGUCAACUACUUCACCAAGCGCAGCUGGGCAUGGGAUGGGAAAAAAGAGGGCAUGGAAAUAAGGGAACCGUUUCAGGCUAACAUGGCCAGGAUUAAAGAUAUGAGAAGAGAAUCUGCGACUUUGUCCAAAAAGGCGAACAACACCUUCAACAUUGUCGGAACCACCUACGCCAUCAACGUAGCUAAAGAUCAAGGUUUAACGACCAUUUCCAAGAGCGCGGGAGCGUCGGCGAAGCAUCCCUAUAUGCCUGACCCCUACAUGGAGGCCAAGAAAUCCUACAACCGCGUCAGCAAAGUGGACAAGAUAUCACGCAUCAUUUUCCCAGUUUUGUUCUUCAUCUUCAACUUAGGUUACUGGGCCACAUAUGUCAACAGAAAGCCCGCUAUCAUGAAGGCAAACAACCUAAACUGAGUCUGACCAAAUGCUAUGAUUGAUUGGGUUUGGUUUCGGUGUGCCAAGUCCAUUACAUCUUUUUUGUGCGUGUGUAUGUGUGUGCGCGCAUGUUUUGUGUGUCUGUUUUUUCUUAGGCAUCUGAUAUUUUGCACGUCCGUAUAGAUGGAAGGCAAAUUUGACCAUACAGUAGAUUCACAUAGAGUAGUGGACCGUGGAGGAAGCACAUUGUCACGUCAGUCUGUGUUUGUGCAGCAUUUCUUUUUAGUUUUGUCCCCUCCACACUUAGCUCUGGCCCUGUUCUCUGUUGUGAGUAACCCGGUGAUCUUUGCUGUACCUUUGAUGGCUUGCUGUUUUGUAGAGUAGUCAAAUUGCAUUUUCACCAAGUUUGGACAUGUUUGCGCUUUUCUUAUGAUAAGUCAGGGCAAGCAUGCGUUCAGCGUUCUCGUUGUAGCUCAUUACCAGUAAUAAGGCUCUGUCACGUGCAUUGAGUUGAUGGUAUGCAUGCAGACACGCACACAAACACAUGCAUCAGAAGACACCAAGAGAGCCAUUUGCUGGUCGCUUUACUGUUAUUCUGUUAGCUGGGGGCAGACUGUGUAGGUCCAUAGGAACAUCGUUAAUAAUCGUCAGUGUCUGACCUUCAGCUUGCGCUGAAGUUCAACAGUCCCAAUACAGUAAUAUCUGGAACUGCUUUCGCGUCUCAUUGGGCUGCCUGUACAUUUUCUAGUUCAGUGGCUCUUUUAGGUUUAACUGGCUAUGUCCUACGACAGAGAAGCUACGUGCCUUGGUAAAUACACACAUCACAAAGCAAAAAAGGCUUUGACAUGCUUACACUUGCAUUUGCACACAUAUAGAUGACGGUCUGUGUGUUUACAUUACAUACAAACAUUUACACAAUGGCAUCCAUGCUCUGCAGUGUAGUGCAGUGUGGGCUGUGCAUCACGCACCCAACCGGUGGAGAUGGGUAUAAAGUGUAAAUGUUUCCCAUGAGUGCGGAAGGCUAACAGACCUUUCAGCACUAGUGAAAAGCUGAAGCAAAGAUAUUAAAGGAUAUAUCAUAGUCCGUGUCCCAUUUAUGUUUUGACAUGUUUUGGCAUCUCUGUGAGCUGAGCAGUCAUUACAAACUACCGCCAUUACCUCAGACUGAAGUCGAAUUCAAAUUCACACAUUAUUCUAUUUUUUUUCACCAUUCAAAUGCAAAUAACGUGACACGUUUCACACAUUAAAUCAUAGCAGACACUCGCCCUUUAAGUAAACUGUGAGCAGGCACCUUGAAACCUUUUAUUUUGUUUUUGUUUUUUACCCUUCUUUUGUUUCCAUCGGUCACCGUAGCCACACUCAUGCACAAGUGUUUUGAUUCGUGCUGUAUUUUUUGCCCUUUUAUACUUUGUCGUGUAAAGUCGUUUGAUUUGAUUGUCUCCAUAUAUUGUGUUUUGUAGUAAAAGUCGAGUCACAGUCAUGCAGCAUUUCUGAACACAUUUCGGAGACACUGCCAUCGCUGGCGACAGUUGCAUUGCAAAAUUCAUAAUAAUAAAACAACAAAUUGUUCUGAUCGUGCCAAAGAGCCACUAACGAUGGAGCGAUGAUCGCUCGUACAUUGAAUUUGUCUCUGAUUUGUUUAGUGGUGUCUGUAUUUCUGUGACACUCUGUGUUAUGUGUGCUCAGCGUUUAUGCAGGUCUAAAGCCAUUUCUGUUGCUUUUUAUGCUAAGCAAACUGUUUUUCAUCAUGUUAAAUACCUGCUCUGACAACCACUGUACUCGAUACUCUUUCAUACAUUAAGCUUACCAUUUUCAGUGGUAAGCUUAGGACAGUGAGUGAACCGUGUUGUGGCACCUGUAAAGGUUUGUUAAUACAAACCACGUAGAAGUGUUCAGUCAUAGCUUAAUGCAUGAUGAAGUCUGUACACGUUUUUUCGUCUUCGGCCUCAAAUAUUGGUGUUUGUCACUAAGGAAAUAGGGCUUGGUAUCAGUGUGUUGUACUUCAUCCCAGUUACUCAUAACCUCUCAUAACCCAGCAUCUGUAUAAACACACUUAAAUUCCAAUUAUUUGUGCAUAUUAUGCAAUGUUUUUGCUCUACAGCUGGUACAGAGUUUUGGGAGUGUUUUUACCCUUAUUUGGUCACACACACACUGAACUGGCUCUGCAGUCAUCUUAAUUAAUCAACACCAAUUGAGAAGAAAAUUUUGUUCCGUGAUUGAAAGAAUUAAGUUAAAUACAUCAAACAAGUUGCGGAUUUAGCAUAACAUGAUGAAAACAAGCUAUUCUUAUUAAAUAUAUAUAUUAUAUAUUAUGGUUACAAUUUAAUACAAGACCUUAUAUUUAUAAAAAAUGAUCAAUAUCAAAUGAAGAACAAAUAAGAUAUUUACUUUUUUAUUAUUAUAAAAUGUGAUCAGUGGCUAUUUGUAGAGCUCUGACUCUUUUAGCCAUCACAGUAAAUCCCAAGCAGUAAUUUCAAGCCAUAUAUAUGUGGACAUACACAAAGUGAGACCCUAUGUCCCACUUCCACUUGCAGCUAAAUUGCAACAGCGUGUGCAUCUCUUUGUAAACCUUACACAGGCAUUGGAAACACAGCGGCUAUAAUGGCAAAAUAAAGCGCGAUAGUAACCUCUGCACUGAAAUCGAGGAAUAGAAAUUCAUUUCAUUUCAUCGGACAAAUUAAAUGUAUAAUAACAAACAGGGUGAAGCAUGUCGCUGUGUCUUAAUGAUACGUAUUACCUCUGAAUAUUUCUGAACACCACACGUCAUCCCGGCGCAGUAUAGCUUUUUUUAAUCCGAUACAUUUCAUUGAUUUAUACAAUUUUCUAUUAAAACACCCUGUUUCCUCUUCUUUUUCUUCCUUUUUUUUAGGAUUUAGUCGCAAACAAAAUGAUCCAUUAUACACAUCCACUGAGGGUUUAUAAACCCUGCUGGCUGCUGCUAAAUGUGGAGCUGAUGACACACAGCAUUAAUGUUUGUGUAUGACUCUUCUGGGUAGUGGGAUAAAUGUACUGUAGGUACGUACUUCUAAGCAGAAACAGUCAUUUCUGAGGGACACAGUCGCUUUACUUAUAAAUAUCCCUGAUAUGCCCAAAGGCCCUUGUCGUGUCAGGAUCUGGUAUAAUGUGAUAACCAAAGAUCAAUUUGCGUUGUAAUUUCAUGUGUGCUACAGCAUUCAUAAACUUAUGUCUAACCCCAUUUACAACAUAAAAUAAGUGUGACUGCCAAGCUGUACUGACUAUACUGAACAAGUUAAAUAUUUACAGAAUAACGUACUUCUCUACACUUCAUCAAUUAUCAAUUUUUUUUAAAUCCAAAUAUGUUGUGUGUUUGUGAUUAGCAAACAAGGGUAAAACACUUCCAGAGCUAUAAGACCACAACCACUUCACUCUGCCGCUAAACUACAGCGUAAUAUUGUUGUCCAGUCUGCUUGGAAAGGCCAUAGCAGCCAACACAUGUCAUGGUGCAGAAAUAAGAAUCUGAGCAGUUUUUAAAACUAGAAAUUGUAAGAAAAAACUGUGUUUUGAAGAGUAUGCAUGUACACCUGUGGUAAUUGUUUUAUUUCCUUUUGAUUGAUUGUUUGAUUUGAACAUUCCUGGGAUGAUUUCGAUGAGCAGGACUCCACUGUACUGUUGCCAUUUAGGCUCGGCUACGAUCGUGUUAGUCGCGUGGUAACUCCUUUUCUCACAGGGCCAGAGUUAACUUCAGCAGAAACAUGUCAUCCAUAUGAGAUAGAGUAUAUUAAGACUAUAUUACUAUAUUAAUAUAUUUAUGCUAUUCAGUACAGCAUUAAAUAUUCUAUGUUUUAUACGACAUAACCUCAACAGCAUUUAUGCAAAAAAAUAAAAUAGGCAAACUAAACAAAUGAUUCAACUAAAUGGCAACAAUUCUAAUUGCGCAGAAUAAUUGCUCAGAAUAGUGCUACUAAGUUGUGAAUUUGUAGAUAUUGUGAAAUUAAUUCCGAUAGUUUUUGUGAAUAUUGAUAUGUCAUGUCAUUUAUUUUUACAUUUGAUAAGUACUGCUGUCUUACAUUGAGCUCUGUAACACUACGUGUUAUGGUAUUAUAAAGAUGUACAGUAGAGAUAAUACUCAUCGAGCUAUUUACACGAUCCGUACCUUGUGUGCACUUUUCAAACCUAACUGUGAAUAAGCAGCUGUCUGCAAGCAGAGUCGUACACACUGUGUUCUCUCUCCAGCAAUUUCACUGCAUGUCCCUACGCAUUGAGAGAUCAAAGACUUCCUCUACGAAGACAGCUCCGGGAACUUUGUGGACUUUGUGUUUUCGUUAGGAAGUGGUCUCUAUAUGCUCAGUGACUGGACUCUGUGUGUUGCCCUCUGUCAUUCAUGUGCUUACUGUAUGGGAUAUAGCAAAUGGAAAUGAGGAUUAAAAGGACCGUUAAUUUUG